This is a messenger RNA of Trichoderma citrinoviride, 237 nucleotides long. RefSeq lists its product as hypothetical. The coding region runs from base 1 to 237 and encodes 78 amino acids. Lineage: Eukaryota; Fungi; Ascomycota; Sordariomycetes; Hypocreales; Hypocreaceae. The record is from RefSeq and is a predicted model, not a curated record. The transcript is spliced from 2 exons.
AUGAAGUUCUCCAUCGUCCUCGCCCUCCUCCCCCUCGCCCUCGCCGCCCCUGGCACCGCCCCCGAGGCUGCCGCCGCCGCCGCCAAGCAGCCCUGCUGCUCCGACUGCGAUACCACCCUCUACAAGGCCUGCCGCGACUCCUGCUGGGACCGCGGCUACUUCAGCUACUGCACUUACCAGUGCGUCAUGGACAGCAACAACUGCCUCGCCAACUGCAACAAGUCCUGCAAGGCUUAA